AUGACCGCUCAGAUGCGCGUCAUCCUACUCUUGAUCCACGAGACAGCACACGACAGCACGCCGAAUGGCAGCGCGGCCUUCUCUCACAUUGCCAACGGACAGGGGAUGAGCAGAUACGACAUGCCAGACGGCGUCUCUCCCAGCACAGCUUCCUCGGUCUCCGAAGCCCUGCAAUCGGCCGGCGAGGCGGCUCAUUCUCUCGCCUCUCGUCUGAUAACCAUCCGCUCCGAGCAGCAUGCGAAGCUACCCCUCCGCGACUUCCUCGCAGUCUUCAGACUCUGCUGGUCCUUCGUGCUUCGGUCCGAGCUCACCAAUAAGCGCAUGAUCACUGGCCUCCGAGCAGCAGCAAAAGCCGUAGAGGAGGAGAGAUGGGAUCCUGUCAGCGUCCCCGCCUUGUCACAGAAGGAUGUCGAUCGGACGGCCGGAUCAGCUACUCAAGAUCCUGCUGACUUUAUUCUCCUAGCCGACGAUGACGGCGAGGACGAGGACGAGGAGGAGGAGGCGGCGGACGAGGCGGAGGGACGCAAGCGGGCUUCCACAGCAUCUGAAGAGCAGACGUCGCGCGCGUCGAAAACAUCCAAGACGCUGCACAUCGAGGAGCGCGAGUAUUACGUUGUUGGGGCGACGCUCGACGUGCUCACCCUUCUGGGGGAGUACCUCCGCAUGAUCGUGAAUCUUCCGCUCUUGACGACCGAGGCCAUGACGCGUUUUGUGGAGUUCCUCAAGCAGGUCAACUCGCGAACAUGCCAGGUGGUGCUCGGCGCCGGUGCCAUGUGCUCGGCAGGUCUCAGGAACAUCACUGCAAAGAAUCUUGCACUGGCCUCGCAGACGCUGUCGGUCUUCAUCUCCUUCAUCUCGUACAUUCGAGAGACCGUACGAGGGCAUCUGAGCGUCCGCCAGGCAUUCAUGCUGACUGAGUCCGACAAGCCGAAGCGGGACUGCCAAGAGCACCAAUACGAGAUCCACGCGAAGCUGGUCUCGAUCAUGAAUGAUCGUCUCAUCGUGCACUCCAAGAGCAUAAGAAAUGUAGACUGGAAUUGCGACGCAAAGAUCACUCUCGAUGCGAACAAGUAG
Molecule: messenger RNA, 1074 nt
Organism: Tilletiaria anomala UBC 951
Lineage: Eukaryota; Fungi; Basidiomycota; Exobasidiomycetes; Georgefischeriales; Tilletiariaceae
Product: Vps54-domain-containing protein
Exons: 4
Coding region: 1-1074 (357 amino acids)
Biological process (GO): Golgi to vacuole transport; retrograde transport, endosome to Golgi
Cellular component (GO): GARP complex
Molecular function (GO): syntaxin binding
Source: RefSeq, a predicted model, not a curated record